CGCCAUCUGCUCGUUCUCCUUAAAAGAAUGUUCGACACUCCGUACAGAUAAAUUUAGUUGUUCUUAUUGUUCGUAAACGUUUUAUAUAAAAAUUAUGAUGGCAAGCAAGGGAUGGAAGGUUGUACAACCGCAUGUACCGCUGAUAAGGUUUCGUAAGGGAGGUCUCAAUAGAGUAAACGCAGGUGCGAGCGCGGCUCCAUCUGCGACUUCAGGGACGGCAUCAUCGCGAGGUGCAACCGGGCCCCAGGUUAUCAGUUUGCCAACGAUCGAUGAUAUUCACCUACCUGCAAGAUUUCAUCGACGACCUAUUACCGAAAAAGAAAUUGAAUAUAUCAAUCGCGGUGGGCCGGAAUAAUCGCGUUCGUGAACUUUAUUAGAAAAAAAGGCGUUUAAAUUAUAGAUUACCAUUCGAAAUAAAAUAUUAUUUUAAAUCGACUAUAGGUUUUCCUUAGAUUUACAGAUAUAAAAUAUUGUGUAAAUAAUAAAUGAACGUAAUAGAAAGUUUAUGAGUCAUAAAAAAAAAAGAUUGUAGAAUUUUUUCUUAAGCCACUUAUCGGACAAAGUCUCAUUUAUUUUUUUUUUCUUUCUAUUUCUCUCCUAACAACAACAACUACAUAUAUUUAUGUGACAUUGCCAGGACCUGCUAUUUCUAGAAUAUCUUUCGCUUCAUUGCUCUACCGACUAAUGCACGUUAUUCACCCGAAGCGAAAGUUUUAUUAAAUAUUUUUCAUUAUGUUUUUUUUUUUCCCAUAUAAUCAUAAUAAUCAACAAUAAUUAUUCAUUAAAAUAAUCUAACACUUUAUAAGAUGAUUAAAAAUAUUCUUUCAUGAUAACAACCCCUAUAUGGGUUGUUAGUGGUUAAAUUUUCCCUAAAAUAAAUAAACUUAUAAAUUUGACAUUGAAAUUGUUUAUACGCGAUAAAUACAGUUAUAUUCUAAAAUAAAAGAUAAUUUUGUUUGUUUUUUUAAAAAGAAAAAAAAGAAAAAGUGAGAUUACGUCAUAACGUAAGUUUAGGAGCAGGUGCCUAAGUUUAUCGAGACAUCCCUGUACCACCCAUGACAGAAAUAGCAGACGACAGUGCGCUUGGGUGCGCAGCAAGACUGACAACGACGACGACGACGACGUCGUUCAUCCGCAAGAAAGUUUCGGAUGUGAUUAAAAAGAGCUGAAUAAUAAUCGGGCUUAUUAUUUAACAAAAUCGCGAUAUUUCUAUAAAAAAAAAAAAAA
This is a messenger RNA of Polistes dominula (European paper wasp), 1227 nucleotides long. Its product is annotated as alpha-ketoglutarate dehydrogenase component 4. NCBI's taxonomy places the organism in Eukaryota, Metazoa, Arthropoda, Insecta, Hymenoptera, Vespidae. The record is from RefSeq and is a predicted model, not a curated record. Gene Ontology annotation, biological process: 2-oxoglutarate metabolic process.